Molecule: messenger RNA, 2049 nt
Organism: Peniophora sp. CBMAI 1063
Lineage: Eukaryota; Fungi; Basidiomycota; Agaricomycetes; Russulales; Peniophoraceae
Source: the annotation of a GenBank genome assembly
CAUCGCCUUACCGGAGACGUCCCUUGGGAAUGGGGCGUCGAACAACAGCUCGCAUUCGAGGAACUCAAGCUGCGCGUUACAUCUGAGCCCGUACUCGUCAUCCUAGUCGACGACUCCCCGUUCAGGGUCGAGGCUGAUGCCUCUGACUUCGCAACGGGUGCAGUACUCUCGCAGAAGGCCACAGACGGCAAAUGGCACCCGGUCGCGUAUUUCUCUAAGUCGCUCAGCGAAGCAGAGCGCAACUAUGAGAUCUACGACAAGGAACUUCUGGCCAUUAUGCUUGCACUUGAGGAAUGGCGACAGUACCUUCUAGGCGCCCGUCAUACGUUCGAAAUCUGGUCAGAUCACCAGAAUCUCACGUACUUCCGCGAAGCUCGCCGCCUCAAUCGCCGCCAGGCUCGCUGGUUCACCGAGAUGCAGGAAUACGACUUUACGCUCCAUCACAAACCCAGUGGCCUUAUGGGUCGUCCUGACGCGCUUUCACGCGAAGCAGGACAUGAAAAGGGGGAGAAGGACAACCAGGACGUUGUCCUGCUCAAACCCGAGUUUUUCCGUGUCCUACUUCGCGCUACAGCAUUCGAUUUCGCCGGUGAAGACAAACCCACGAUCUGUCGUAUCAAAGACUGCACUGUCGAGAGAGAGGAAUCCGUUGAGCUUGCCUUGCUCAUCAAGAAUUUGCGCUGGAAAGAGCACACAGAUGGCCUGCUCAUGCACGACGACCGCAUCUAUGUGCCGCCUGACGAAGCCUUACACGCGGAUAUCAUCAAGGCGCACCAUGACUCGCUCGCUGCAGGACACCCAGGACGCUACAAAAUGGAAGAGCUCAUCACAAGGACGUAUUGGUGGCCAAGCAUCAGAAAGGACGUAGGACGUUACGUGGCAGGAUGCCAACUCUGCCAGCACAUCAAGUACCGACGAGAAAGCCCUCACGCACCGCUCCAACCCAACGAGACACCCACUCGACCAUUUGAGGUUAUCUCCGUAGACUUUGUGGGCCCUCUACCGGAAUGUGAAGGCUUCAACAUGGUACUCAACGUCAACGACCACUUCAGUCGUCGCGUCAUCUGCAUUCCCUGCAGGGAUACCACGGACUCAGGCCAGCUUGCCCAACUUUUCCACGACCACGUCUACAGUGAGCACGGCCUACCAUGCAAGAUCAUCACGGAUCGCGGCUCCACCUUUGUCUCCUCCUUCACGCACGCUCCCAUGGACCAGCUUGGCAUUGCCGGGAACCCCUCCACGGCGUACCACCCACAGACCGAUGGACUCACCGAGCGUUAUAACCAGGAACUUAAAACCUUCCUCCGCCUCUAUGUGGAUUACCACCAGAGCGACUGGGUGAAGUACCUCAAGUCGGCGCAGUUCUCGUACAACAACACGGUUCACUCCUUGCAUCACGAGACACCAUUCUACGCCUCCAAGGGACGCCACCCAUAUAGUGGACUCAAUCCCCGCGCCAUGGACCACGUACCUGCCGCCACGUCAUACGCUCAACAUCUCAAGAAGGUUCAUGAGGAGAUUGCAUCUGCGCUGCACCAGGCAAAGGAAGCCAUGAAGGAGGUUUACGAUCAACAUCGCCAGGACGCUCGCAACUACGAGGUUGGUGACCAGGUGUGGCUUGAAGCGGCCAACCUCAAGUCCAAGCGUCCUUCACCCGCGCUUAAUGAACGUUGUCAUGGCCCUUUCAAAAUCCUUGAGAAGAUUGGCGCCUCCGCAUAUCGCUUGGACAUUCCCCUAACGUGGAAGACGCAUAACGUGUUCAACGAGGCUCUCCUCACGCCCUACACCCCACCCGCUUUCGCAAAUCAAGCCAACCCGCCAGAGCCCCCACCUGAGAUGAUCGACGGUGAAGAACGAUAUGAGGUCGAGGCCGUUAUCAACUCCAAGAUCAUCGGCCGAGGUGCACACUGGAGCAUGAUGUACUUGGUCAAGUGGAAGGGAUACUCAGACCGCCACAACAGCUGGGAGCCAAUUGCCAACUUGAUGCAAGAUGCCGACGAGGCAAUUGACGAUUACCACAAGGCACAUCCGCGACGCAUGCAUGUCUAG